Molecule: messenger RNA, 1224 nt
Organism: Prorocentrum cordatum
Lineage: Eukaryota; Dinophyceae; Prorocentrales; Prorocentraceae
Source: the annotation of a GenBank genome assembly
AUGGGCCAGGCCGCGGGCCCAUGCACGGUGCCCGGGCAGGCCGCGGCCGCGUCUUCCGGCGCCCCCGUGGAGCAGCCGCCCGCGGCGGCGGCGGACGGCCACGACGAGGUCGAGAAGCUGAAGGCUUUCCUUCGCGCCAAGUCGACCGCCGGCCAACUUGAGAAGGCCAAGAUGACGAUCCGUCAAGCAGCGAGGGCAGGGAGCUGCCGGCCGGAGCACGCCGAGCGCGCCCUCCGCGAGUUCGGGCGCGCUGGCGAGGGGCACGCUGCCGGCGGAGGGCCUGCCGCCGGCGCGGGCGCUGCGCCAGAGAUCAGCCCGCUGGCCGUGGGGGGGCGCCAGUGGCUGGUGCUGUCCGAGGCCGCGUGGCUGCAAGCGCCUCGGCCCGACAGCCCGCGCCUGGGCAGCUUCGCCCCUGGGCGCGUGCUGACGGAGCUGCAGGCGGACCGGGCGCCGUCCGAGUGGGUGCCCGUGCUGCCGCGCGGCUGGGUGCUGCGCCGGGCGCUGCGGCCCGCCGGCGAGGGCGAGGCUGCGGCUGCAGACCUCGGGCGGCAGCCCGCCGCGGUGCCGUCCCAGCCAAGGCCGGCUGCCGCCACGGCGCCGGUCCGCGGGCCGCAGGCUGGCGUGCCAGAGCACGGAGGCCCGCAGGAGGCGCGGGGCGCCAAGCGGCCGCUGGCGCACGAGGAGGGCGGCAGCGUUCCCAGGUCUACACGACCUCGUCACACCGGCAAGGGCUGCGACGAAGUCUACGUUCUAGACGCGCUCAACAUUCUGAGGCACAGGAACGACAUGCAGCCCUCGAGAGGCUCGGACCUGGACUGGCUGCAGCUUCGCUUGGCUGGCGGGUACUUCAAGGAGCGCGGCAAGCGGGUCUACGCAUUCCUGAGACGCUCGCAGGCUUGGGACCGGACGGGCCCCGGCUACCGAGGAUUGGUCCAGACCCUUGGCGAGGAGUGCGUGGUGCCAUGCCCAGCCGGAGCAGACGACGACAGCUUCAUGAUCACGUUCGUGCGGGACCUGGAGGGGGAGUCGAACGGGAAGGCACUCGGCGAGCGGCCAGGUUGCAGUGCAGUCCAGUCGCCUGUGUUGGCGUGGAUCGUGACAAACGACUUGUUCAGGGACCACCACCAAGUUGUAAACCGGCAGUGGGUGCAGCAACAUACGGUGAAGUACGCGUUUGCUGCUGGCAGGUUCGUCCCCGGCGCGCCCGGGGCAAGGUGGGCCUAG